AUGAGUGAGCUGCAGCGCCGGUGGGCACGGGCCAAGAUGGACGCCCAUGUCGGCAGCAGCGGCGGCGGGCGCCUUGACGAAGAGGACGGGGAGGCGAGUGGUGGCGAGGUUGGUGCUGCGGACGGACGUGCAUCCUUUGACGAUGACUCGGCCUCGUCAGCGUCGUCCGCAUCAUCGGCCGGCACCGUCGUGCCGUCGGCCAGCCAGCAUCUUUUUGCCCGGCCACAGGGCGGUCUCUCGCGUGGCCGCGGCGGCAGCACAGGCAGCAGCAGUGGUGGCCGGACGCUGGAGCCCAUCGCCUGGACGGCCUUUUUCGAGCGCGAGCUGUUCCUCGAGGCCGACGACGGCAGCGGCAUCGUGCACCACGCCUACGUGACCUCGCCCACGGGCGGCGGCCCUCUGUUUGUCAUGCACCACGGCGCGGGCUCGUCGGGCCUCUCGUUUGCUGUCGUCGGCGCCGAAAUUCGCAAGCGGCUGCCCGCCGCCGGCAUUCUGUCGCUCGACGCACGCGACCACGGCCUGACGAAAGCCCCGGGCGACCUGGGCACCGACUUGAGCCUCGCCACCCUCAGCAGCGACUUGCUGGCCGUCAUCCGCCUUGCCCAGGCGCAGAUGCACUGGCCCGAUGCGCCGCCUCUGGUGCUCGUGGGCCACUCGCUGGGCGGUGCCGUCGUCACCGACCUGGCGUAUUCCGGCCGCCUGAACACGACGCCCACCUCGUCGCCGCUGCUGGGGUUUGCCGUGCUGGACGUUGUCGAGGGCUCGGCCAUGGACGCGCUGCAGAGCAUGCAGACGUACCUGGGCACGCGGCCGCCCGGGUUCCCGACGCUGGAGAACGGCAUCGAGUGGCACAUCCGGUCACGAACGGUCCGCAACGCGACAUCCGCACGGACGAGUGUUCCGGCGCUGUUGGUCGACGGCAGUCGCGGCGGCCAGGCGGGUGGCUCAGAUGGAGACGGCCACGAGGACAGGACCGAAACAGGCGCAAGCAGCACAUCUAUAUCCGAGGACAGUGCACAACCAUCGUCAUCGGCGUCUACGACCGACGGCUCUGACGCGAAACGCCGGAGAUGGCGAUGGCGGACGAACUUGGGGGCGACACAGCCGUUCUGGGAGGGCUGGUUUGUCGGGCUCAGCAAGAAGUUUUUGGGCGCGCGCGGCGGCAAGUUGUUGCUGUUGGCCGGCACAGACCGUCUCGACACCGAGCUGACAAUUGGCCAAAUGCAGGGAAAAUAUGCUCUGCAAGUCUUCCCCGAGGCGGGCCACUUUAUCCACGAGGACCUGCCCGAGAAAACGGCACUGACCCUCGUCGACUUUUACCACCGCAACAACCGCGGCGCGCUGGUUCUGCCGCCCAAAGUCUCGGAGCUGCUGGCGCAGGGCAAAAAGGUAUAG
This is a messenger RNA of Sporothrix brasiliensis 5110, 1395 nucleotides long. Its product is annotated as protein phosphatase methylesterase 1. Lineage: Eukaryota; Fungi; Ascomycota; Sordariomycetes; Ophiostomatales; Ophiostomataceae. Gene Ontology annotation, molecular function: protein methylesterase activity. The coding region runs from base 1 to 1395 and encodes 464 amino acids. Gene Ontology annotation, biological process: protein demethylation. The transcript has 2 exons. The record is from RefSeq and is a predicted model, not a curated record.